AUGCUUUCGCUCGACAGCUACGACGCGCGUGGGUUCGCGAUCAAAGGCGCGUAUUGCGUCGGCGGCGUCUUCGCGUACGACUCGCUGCACGCGGCGUGGUCGCCGACGCGAGUGAGUGAGAUCACGCCCGAGACCUUGGCGGCGCUGGAGAUUCUCGACCCGACGCCUGAUUUACUUAUCGUUGGCACGGGGCGAACCGUCGCGACGCUGAACGAGGAGACGCUGAAUUAUUUGAAGGAGCUCGGCGUUGCUGUGGACGCGAGCGACACCGUCAACGCGACGAGCACGUUCAAUGUCUUGGUAGAGGAAGGACGGAGCGUGGCGGCGGCGCUCUUACCAGCAGGGCACGUAGAGAAGUAG
Messenger RNA from Ostreococcus lucimarinus CCE9901, 360 nucleotides. RefSeq lists its product with no specific name. Bases 1 to 360 code for a protein of 119 amino acids. Gene Ontology annotation, cellular component: mitochondrial inner membrane. Gene Ontology annotation, biological process: mitochondrial respiratory chain complex I assembly. NCBI's taxonomy places the organism in Eukaryota, Viridiplantae, Chlorophyta, Mamiellophyceae, Mamiellales, Bathycoccaceae. The record is from RefSeq and is a predicted model, not a curated record. The transcript has a single exon.